AUGACGCUUACAAAUCAUAAUACUAUAUUUUGUUACUCAAGCAAGUAUCAUUGCAGCAUGGUGGUCAUUGUAAUGUAUUUCAUUAAUCUUCUAUUUUUAUCUCCUACAGCAGCAGAAUAUAUGAAUAAUUUUGAUGGUGGAUUUAGUGCCCAUCUUAUCCGAAAAAACUCUCCGAAGUCACCCUUGCACAACAACAAAAAGAAUAAAGGUGUUCGACGUUUGAUGGGUCCAGAUACACCGCAAUCAGCAUUGAUUCCCGACCGGAAAUCUCAUGAACAUCUUAUGAAGUUUUCAGUAGGAACCCCGCCAUUCGAGAUCUUUGUUAUUGCCGAUACCGGUAGUAGUUUACUAUGGACGCAAUGUAAGCCAUGUAAGAAUUGUUACAAGUCGAAACAUGGCAUAUUUGACCCGAGAAAAUCGUCAACUUAUCGCAAGGUUACAUGUUCUGAUAGCGAGUGUAGAGCGUUUGAUGAUGUUAAUGAUUGCAAGAACAAUCCUCAAGCUACUUGCACGUACAGCCAGACGUACUUAGACAAUGAAUAUUCUAUGGGUGAAGUGGCUAAAGAAGUAGUUACAUUGAAGUCCACUUCAGGUAAAGUUGUAGUCCUAAAAGACAUUAUGAUUGGAUGUGGAGCAAAUAAUAAAGAAGCAGAUGUACCUAAGGAUGGAAUUUAUAGUGACAUGGGAGUUAUAGGGCUUGGACAAGGACCCGAAUCGUUUAUUUCUCAAAUUAGUUCCCAUGUUGGAGGUAGAAUAUUUUCCCAAUGCUUGAUGCCUAUGGAUACUUCUCCAGAAAUCGAAAGCUACAUCAACUUCGGGAGCAAGAGUAAACUUUCAGGUGUGGGGGUUGUGUCGACACCUUUAGUCGAUAAAGAAGAAGCCAAUGAAAAUUAUUUUGUGACGAUGAAAGGAAUUACAAUCGGAAAUGACUUUAUUCCUUUUAACUCAAAGGGGCCAUCAGUUGAGAAAGGCAACACGCUCAUAGAUUGUGGCACAAGUUUUACAUAUUUACCACGAGAUCUUUACGAUCGUGUGGUGAAUCUGCUGGUAGACGGACUUGUUCCUAAGGUUGAGACAUUCAAAGUUCCUACAGGUGGUGUGACUAAUUCAUCUGUUGUUUGCUUGAACACAACGACGAUGCCAAAAGCACCGAAAAUGGCUUUGGAUUUCGAUGGUGGUGGCAAGCUGCAGUUAACGUCAGGAUAUAUAUAUACAGAAGAAGAUGAAGAGAAUAAACAAGAUGUAUUCUGUCUUGGAUUCAUGGAUUCCAGUGACAUGGGCUUCCCGAGUGAGGCUGUUCUUGGAAACAAUGUUCAGGGGAACAUUUUAGUUGGUUUUGACCUGGAUAGAAAAAUUGUCUCAUUCAAGAAUACUAAUUGCAUGAAGAUGGGGACUCCUCCUGACAAGGAUGCAACGGAGCUCUGA
This is a messenger RNA of Argentina anserina (silverweed cinquefoil), 1425 nucleotides long. Its product is annotated as aspartic proteinase CDR1-like. Bases 1 to 1425 code for a protein of 474 amino acids. Gene Ontology annotation, cellular component: extracellular region. The transcript has a single exon. Lineage: Eukaryota; Viridiplantae; Streptophyta; Magnoliopsida; Rosales; Rosaceae. The record is from RefSeq and is a predicted model, not a curated record.